AUGCUACUGUUUGCUGUCACUGUGUCGGUCUGGCUGACGAUAUUCACAUGUCAGGGUUACGGUGAGUUCAAAUGAAAUCUCCUGGUGUUUAGUAAACUGUCUUGCUAGCACCUGUUGGGAUGGUUUAGUUUGAAAUUAAUUAAUCCAAGGUAAACUAAACUACUCCUAACAAGGUCCUCUGCUUAGGCCUGGCUGCUACUACAGAAGGAAACCUAACAUAAUUAAUUGUAUUUUUAUUGGAUAGCUCUGUCAGGUCUAAACUUUUCUCCCAAGAGAUCCAGUAAGGAUCAUCUCUUAUUGAUCCAAUGUUACUACAUGCAUGAAGAACACUAAUAAAUCUGAAUCAAGAUUGAAUAACUCUAUCAGUUCUCUCAGAAAAAAACUCUUAAUGAGUGGAAAACCUGCGCUGUUUGGGUAGAACAGGGAGCACUGUUCUCACAUGUGACUGAGGUGAAAUUAUAAUCAGACAACUGUAUUUUGCAAGAAUGAAACCUCGGUCACAAAGCUGAAAGACGCAUAUACUAUAGCAAUGUAGCAGCAAAAGAGCACAGAGAUGAAGCAUUUAAAAUAACUAUCAAGGUAUUUUUCUCUUUAGAGAUCAGCCUGUUAACAACAUUACUGGAGGACCCAGGAAAGUAUAAUGUCGAGCUUGACAGCGGAAUCAACCACCGGUCCGAUGCCUUCAAAUUCACUUCGCAUGUGAAGAAACUCUCCUGUCCCUUUGAAAUGUCGUCUCAAAUUAUCACCCACAUGGAUGCACACGAUUCCGUAAUCCUUGUCGUCAAUCUAAAGAUGGAUCCGUACAACUAUGGAAGCGUCUUCUCUGCCAGUGGAAACACCAAGGAAGUUUUGUUAGAUGUCUGGGUCAAAAGUGGCGUGAAUCCAGCGGUAGGGUUGCGCUACUCGCCUAUAAACUCAUCUAAAAUUGAAACACUCAGUUUUGGUCCAGUCUCUGACUUCAGGCUGAAACGGUGGAAUAAAGUCGUACUGCAUAUAUUCAGGUAUACCUAUUUUCUCUAAUAAGCGCCUAGUCUCAAAUAAAAGCCUCCCUCUAGUUUGGCCUAACAGAGAAGUGACCCUAUGGUCCCGGUUACGCAAUCAAUCUUCUUUCUGCCGACCUUAAGGUUACAGGACACCCAUUUUUGCGUUUUGUGGAAAAUCGCUACUGCGCGCUCAAAAUCAGUCCGAUUUUCAUCAAAUUUUCACCAAAUGUUCCCAAGUGCAUGCAAAAUAUGAUAAAGUUGUAAAAUUGACAAACAAUAAAAUAAUGUAAGAAUUAUUCAGGAAAAUCUUAAGUCGCGGUACCUUUACGCUUUUGAGUUGUGUUCCUGCUGGUUUUAAGAUAUAUUUAUGAAAAUAUCAUUUUUAUACAGUAAAAUAGUAGUUGUUCUAAAAGAUUGUGUUCGGAAAUUUUUGUUUUUAUUUCGUCAUUCCGCUGAUAUGGCUCCUCAUUCCGCUGAUAUGGAUAUAUCCGCUGCAAUAUAUUUCUGAAUCGUUUGUGUGAAUUGCUCGUUAUGAUAUUAAAAUAUCUAAAAUUAGAACAAAGCCGAACAAAAUUUUGAAACUACUACUGACGUCUUUAGCUAUGUCCUGUGAAAAUUUGAGAAAAAUUCGUUAAAACCCGCAGGAGCACAACUCGUUUAAAAAUCAGUAAUUGCCGUAAAAUUCUUCGGGAGAAAAUUGAAUUUGAAUAUUACAUUUUCAAUGUUUUUCUUAUUGCAACGAAAUGUAUUUUAUUAAAUAACUCGCGAGUUUUCAACAUUUUCAACAUCGUCCAAACUUGGUCAGAUAGUAGAACUAGUCUAAUGCUUUCAUGAAAACCAAUAAAAAAAAUUUAGGCAAAAUUAACACUCAAAGGUGUUCUGUAACCUUAAUGUGAUUCACCACUCUAUGAGAUCAGUGAUAUGAUUAGGUUGUUUGUGUACCUGCCAACCUUGUUUUGUUCCUUGCUCCAGCUUUAUAAUACAACGUGACGCCAAAAAUAAUAUUUACUAAUUACGUGACGUCAUAUUUCUUCUUGAAAUAUUUGUGUUGUGGCGAUGCCAACUGAUCACGCUUGUGUCCUCCUGUACUGACUCUCUAGCCGAAGGUUUCUUCCUAGUAACACUGGAACAAUAAGAGAAGGACCUCUUGGAAGAACAGUUUGGAAUUGAUAGAGCUAUCCAAUAUAAAUAAAGUUAGUUUAGUUUAGGUUUCUUCCUGUAGUACACACUGAUAGAGCAUCUCAGCAUAGUUUUAUUUUAAGAUAUGAUUUUAUACAGUAUAACUGGAAUUUCUGAUUCAAUUAUUUCACACGCCACGAUUAGAAAACAAUUUGUCAACGCUUAUAUAUUUUAAUUUCUUAUUUCAAUAUGGAAUCUAUUUGACAAAUCUACAUAAUUGUUAUCAUUAAUUAAUACAACGUUCCCACGAUACCGGCCGGUCUGCACUUUACUACUUUAGUGCAAAUGGAAGUUCUAAUUAUUAAAAUCUUUCGUGCGGUAUAAUUAAAAAAAUAGCUUGUCGACGCUUAAGAGUGUCAGGAUUUGAUUCUCAGUAGUUACAUAAUUUAAUAUAUUUCUUGGUGUUGCAUUAUUAUUCUAACUUAUUAAAAGUUAAUUUUUAUACGAUUUUUCCAGAAUCGGUGUGUUUCAGUCCGUUGUCGAUGCUUACGUGAACUGUGAGAAAAUUGGCCGUAAGAUCACGAGAAGUGUUUUGGAUUUAUUUGCUUACAAGAAGAAAUUCAAGCCCAACAAAGUGGAAUUUCGUAUCGCACAGAGAGGUUAUGGCAGGAACGUUCACUCAAGAUAUUUGGUGAGUUUGGAGCAGAACGAACUAAACUAACUUUUUUAAAUUGUACUCCUUAGAGGUCGAGUAUGAGGAUCAUCUCAUUGAUUCAGUGUUACUACAGGAGGAAACCUAAACUAAACUAACUUUAUUUAUACUGGUUAGUUCUAUCAGUUCUAAACUGUUCUCCCUAGUGGUCCAGUAACGAUAAUCUCUUAUUGAUCCAGUGUUUCUACAGGAGAAAACCUAAACAAAACUAACUUUAUUUAUACUGGACAACUCUAUCAGUUCUAAACUAAGUAAGGGUCACCUCAUUACCACUGGUGCAGUGUUACUUUAGUAGGAAACUAGAGUACUCGGGGGAAACCGUUGGUGUUUGGUAGAGUCAAACUGGAAACACUCUUCUCAUAUGUGACUGAGAUGAAAUUAUAAUCAGACAACCGCAUAUUACAGGAAUCAAACUUCGUUCACAGAGAUGAAAGGCAGGAUUUUUAAACUGAAGAAAUAUAUUUUGUUCUCAGGGCUCCAUGCAAGAUUUACGGCUGGUCUUUAAGAGAGACAUAGACACGUUUGUUGAUAAGGAUUUGUGCAAGUUUCCGUUUGAAGAGAAGAACGAGUUUAUACGCACAUACCAUCGGGCAUUAGGUACGCUGAAUUUUCUAAGUGUAGAUUUGAUUUAUUUAUAUUUUAUUUUAAUGAUUUAGCAAUACAUAAUUACAAGGUAUAAUGAGCAAAAGGACUCGUAGUCUCCUACUAGGCUAUAUAUCACAUGUCGUUGAUCCAAAGCAAUUCAUCUUUAUUUCAGCUGAACCAAUUCGUGCUGAUUAUGGCGCUGAACCAGCGAUGACGGAACUCAUGAGCAUGAUCAAGGAUUUACGAUAUGAUUUAACUAUCCAGGUAAAACACUUACACUGACGUAGUUUUUUGAGUGACUUCAAAAAAUUAAAGACAUUACUAAUUUUUGAGCGGUCUGUGUUAGUGUGGGUAAUGGCAAUGACAAGAAAGUUUCAGAUUGAUAGGGAUACAACUACCUGAAAAAUACAAGGAGAACUUCGACGUUUCGAGCGAACGCCCUUCGUCACUUUGCUCAAAUCGUCGUGUUUUUAAUUAACCUCAAUUAAGCGUGUUUGAUAUUUUUACAAUCAUUGCUCAUUCAUGUAUAUAAUACUACCAACACUGAGCCUUUUUACUCGUAUAAAGACGAUUUAAUUUCUAUAAUAAAUAUUCAAUAAAACUAUCAUUCUUUUUUAUGGCAACGACAGACUGCGGAGAUGAAAUACGUCAGAGAACUUGUGGAAGGGUGCGAACUCUGCAGAGGUAAUGAAUGGAUUUUACCAACAGUAGUGCAAUGCACAGUUUAGUAUAUUUCCUUGGGUAAUUUCUUCUGUGCGUGAUUCAUGUGUAAUAGUUUCUUUACAAACUUUUAGUAACGGAUUUCUGCUCCAUGAGGCCAUGCUAUCCAGGCGUACAGUGCUUCAACGCUCCAAAGUCUAAGGAUGGAUUUUACUGUGGUAACUGUCCAUUUGGUAGCCAUGGGGACGGAAUACAUUGCAGUGACAUUGAUGAGGUACGCUCGGCAUACUCUCCAGAACAGGGAUAUCGGUGUCAGAGUAGUUAGUGCAUGUAUCUUUCAUCGCUGUGACUGGGGUUUGAUUCUUGCAAUAUACAGUUGUGUGAUUAUAAUUUCAGCUCAGUCACAUGUGAGAAGAAUGCUUCCAGUUUGACUCUACCAAACAGCACAGAGUUCCUCCUGGUGUUCCCCUAUAAUAACACUGGAGUAAUAAAGAACGAUCUUUUGGGAGAACAGUUUAGAACUGAUAGAGCUAUCCAGUAUAAAACAGCUAGUCAAGUUCAGGUUUCCUCCUGUAGUAACACUGGAUCAAUAAGAGAUGGCUCUUUCUGGACCUCUAGGAAGAACAGUUUAGAACUGAUAGAGCUAUGCAGUAUAAAUAAAGUUAGUUUAGUAUAUGUUUCCUCCUGUAGUAACACUGGAUCAAUAACAGAUGAUCCUUACUGGACCUCUAAGUGGAGAAUAGUUUAGAACUGAUAAAGCUGUCCAGUAUAAAUAAAUAAAGUUAGUUUAGUUUAGAAUUCUUCUUGUAGUAACACUGGAUCAGUAAGAGAUGAUCCUUACUGGACCUAUAGAAAGGACAGUUUAAAAAUGAUACAAAUACCCAGUAUAAAUAAAGUUCAUGGUUUAUAAUAAUUUUCUUUCCAGUGUGAUUAUCACCCAUGUUCAGUGCUCUCAACUUGCAUCAAUAAAAGUCCAGGUUACACGUGUGAGGCUUGCCCAUCUGGCUACAGUGGACUCGUCCCGAGUGGUAUCGGAAUUAAACACGCAGCGAGAACGAAACAGGUCGUGUUUGUGUUUUGUUUCUCACAAUAAUGCGUGUUAGGGAUCCAGAGUAGUUGGAGACGUAGUCAAUAGAAUAAAAAUGUUAGGGAACUCGAUGCAGACAUAAUACACCUCAUUGUCUCAUUGUUUUUGUCUUGCUUUAUGCAAAACAUGAUCGGUUUAUCGUCACGUGUGUAUUGUGUAUUGUUGUACAUGUUGUAUAAUUUUUCAUUUAGGUUUGUGCGGAUGUAAAUGAGUGUGAAAUCGACAACGGUGGGUGUGAUAAACUUGUAGAAUGCAAAAACACGCCGGUGAGUGAUCCCUAGAUUCCCUACAGAUCAUCAGUUUUAGUGCGGGAAACACAAGACAGGACUUUCCAGAUGAACCAGCUGGAAUAGAGACCACUCAGACACCGAGUAGAGACAUACAGAGUUGUAACUAGUGUACCCACUUUUGUGCGCAUGUUCGGCAAGUUACUAGAUGCAUGCAUCUGAUUGGAUGAGGUCCUGAUGACGACUCACUUUAAACUUGCUGAGCACGCGCAGUUGAUCAUUUUUUGCCCGGUCGCCUGAAAAAAGUGGGUACAUGAAAACGUAAGCUUCCGCAGUGUUUACGACGGUCAGUUAUAGCUCUGUAGACGUCGGACGUUUUGUUGGUGCCUAUGACGUUGGCGUAACCGUUGCAAUGCUGUCGUCAUAUUCUCUUGACUAGUGCGCUUACGAGAGACCCCACGCCCCCUUGUUUAAAUCUCACCAUUUUAUUUCAUUCAUUUUACACUAGAAGUUAAAUGGUUUGUUUUUUCUCCAUAUCCAGGGUAGUUUCAAAUGCGAGCCUUGUCCUGCGGGGUACGAUGGCGAUCCGAAGAUCGAAUGUCGUUUCCAACAAUAUUGCAACUCUCAGAAUCCCAAGAGUAACCCUUGCAACAAAUAUGCCAGGUGUGUCCCGUUGAAUGAUGGGAAGGAUUACAGAUGUGAGGUAAGUAUGCUUUGAUCGCAAUAUACAAGACUGGAUAGCGUCAAGAAUGAAACCAGUUAGAAUUUGAUAUAACUUGAUUAAUGGUACGGCCCUUCAACCUCGUUCCCAGGCUCUUUGCUCUUGCUUCCCAAGAGCAAAGAGCCUGGGAACGAGGUUGACGGCCCUUUAGAACAAAACUGGUAAUAGCUGGCAGAAGCUGGCAGCAGUUUAAGUACUAUUUAAAGCACGCGUAGGAGUGUUUUAUGAGGCGCAGCCGAGCGUUUUAUAUCUGAUAAAACACGACUACAAGUGCUUUAAAUGGCGUAAAAAACGACUCAUCUUAUACGAGUUCAUUGGCGAAGUAAUUUUUAAAAUAAACUUUGUCUAAACCGAGAAAAUCAAAGCUAAAGUUUAUGUAAAUCAGGACAAAUCUUGAUUUAUGAAUGAUUUUCUAUCACAUGUAAAGUUACGACACCCUUAUUAUUUUUCUUUGUGUUUUCCUCCUGAAUUAUUAAUGAGGUUUCUAACGUGGUUUAACAUUCGUAUAUUCGUCAAGUGCUAUAUUGGUUUUGCUGGAGAUGGGUUGAUUUGUGGAUAUGACAAGGAUGCUGAUGGAUACCCUGAUGAAAAUCUCGACUGCAAAGAUAAAUAUUGUGUAAAGGUAUAGUAUAUAUCUCUUGAACGAACUUCGCUGGCCAUAUAGUCGUAUAGCUAUAAACUAACUUUAUGUACUCCGUUUUUAACACCAGAACUCCCUUUACAAAUGCCAGAACUCCCUUUUCAAAUGGCAGGACUUGGUUUUUCAAAUGCCCGAAGUACCUUUACAAACGCCAGAACUCCCUUUUCAAAUGCCAGAGCUCCUUUACAAAUGCAGGAACUCCCUUUUCAAAUGCCAGAAUUCCAUUUUCAAAUGCCAGGCUAAUUAUUUACUCAUUGAUAUUUAAAUGAUUUGAGAUUUAUGCUGCAUGGAUGGCUCAAUCAGCUCUAAGCUGCUCUCCCUAUAGCUACAUUAUAGCCAUCCUUGUUCGUCUGGUGUUACAACAGGAGAAAACCAGAGUAUUCGGAGAAAACCUGUGGUGUUUGGUAGAGUCAAACUGGAAGCACUCUUCUCACAUGUGACUGAGGUGAAAUUAUAAUCAGACCACUGCAUAUAUAGCACGAAUCACAGCCCUGAUCAGAGAGGUGUAAGACACACGUAUUAUUAUAAAAAAAUGCUGUGCUGAGUGGUUAUAUUACUACCUUAAAAAAUAAGCAGAAACUUGACGUUUCGAGCGAAGGCCCUUCGCCAAGAGUUAGUAGCCAUUAUUAUAACCUCUGUUUCGCCAACACUCUGUCAAUCGCAAAUAAGAGACACUGCAACCUUACUUCUUCUGUAAGUUUUGAAGCCCCACUGAGAACAAGCCUUUCAAGUAUGUAUUAAUUGUGUUUAUUUUCUGUUACCAUUGAAGGAUAACUGUCCGUCUCAACCCAAUCCAGACCAGAAAGACCGAGAUGGCGACGAUGUUGGAGAUAUGUGCGAUAAUGAUAUUGAUAACGAUAGAAUUUUUAAUAAAGAGGUAACAUGAAAUCCUGGAACAGGUUUUAAAUAACGUUGUCUAUACUGAGUAGCUCUAUCAGUUCUAAACUGAUAAGAAGGGACUCGGGAAAAAACCUAAACUGAACUAACUAUAUUUAUACCAGACAGACUACAUAAACUGUUCUUCCUAGAGGUCCAGUAAGGGUCAUCUCUUAUUGAUCCAGUGUUACUACAGGAGGAAACCUAAACUAAACUAACUUUAUUUAUACUGGAUAGCUCUGUCAGUUCUAAACUGUUCUUCCUAGAGGUCCAGUAAGGAUCAUCUCUUAUUGAUUCAGUGUUACUACAGGAGGAAACCUAAACUAAACUAACUUUAUUUAUACUUGAUAGCUUUAUCAGUUCUAAACUGUUCUUCCUAGAGGUCCAGUAAGGAUCAUCUCUUAUUGAUUCAGUGUUACUACAGGAGGAAACCUAAACUAAACUAACUUUAUUUAUACUUGAUAGCUCUAUCAGUUCUAAACUGUUCUUCCUAGAGGUCCAGUAAGGAUCAUCUUUUAUUGAUCCAGUGUUACUGCAGAAGGAAACCUAAACUAAACUAACAUUAUUUAUACUGGAUAGCUCUAUCAGUUCUAAACUGUUCUCCCUAGAAGUCAAAUAAGGAUCAUCUCUUAUUGAUCCAGUGUUACUACAGGAGGAAAGCUAAACUAAACUAACUUUAUUUAUACUGGAUAGCUCUAUCAGUUCUAAACUGUUCUUCCUAGAGGUCCAGUAAGGAUCAUCUCUUAUUGAUCCAGUGUUACUACAGGAGGAAACCUAAACUAAACUAACUUUAUUUAUACUGGAUAGCUCUAUCAGUUCUACACUGUUCUUCCUAGAGGUCCAGUAAGGAUCAUCUCUUAUUGAUCCAGUGUUACUACAGGAGAAAACCUAAACUAAACUAACUUUAUUUAUACUGGAUAGCUCUAUCAGUACUAAACUGUUCUUCCUAGAGGUCCAGUAAGGAUCAUCUCUUAUUGAUCCAGUGUUACUACAGGAGAAAACCAGAGUACCUGGGGAAAACCUGUGGUGUUUGGUGGAGUCAAACUGAAAGCAUUCUUCUCACAUGUGACUGAGGUGAAAUUAUAAUCAGACAACUGCACAUUACAGGAAUCAAACCACGGUCACAAAGAUGAAAGACACAUGUACUGUGCCACAUGACUGAAAAUUCUGUUCUUUCUUUGUUGAGGAUAUUUAAUAGAUACGGUAUUGGUCGGUUGCAGUAUGUAAAAGAAGACCAUUAUAUCAUCAUCAACUUCAGAGUGUUGAUACUUAUAGCAGCAAGACAAUUAAACCACAUCUCUCAAUUUUAUUUAUUUGCCUCCAAAUAUAAGACUUUUUCUCGUAUUUUCUCUUGUUUUCUUCAGAGGGAUACAGAUGGUGACUUCCUUGGCAACCCAUGUGACACGAACGUGGACAAGACAAGAUGGCGUGGAAGACACUGUUGAUAACUGUCCACUUGUUAGUAAUCCUGAACAAAAAGAUAAUAAUGGACAACUUGCAUGUUAGACUAAAUUUUAAUCUAAGUAAAGAGAAGGGAAUCAAACAACACAGUUAAAAAGAACAUAAUGACAUUAGUAAAAGUGCAAAUUGUUACCAUUUUCGGCUCAAAAAUGGUAACAAUUUCCGCACGUAAUACAAACAUACGAAAAUAUGCAAACUUCGCAAGGCUAUAUUUUCUGUUUUUACAACAUUUCGUAACCAAAUUUUGCAAUUUUACUGCUUUUAAUAAGCUCUUUACGGGAAUUUACUUUUUUUGCCUAAAUAAAAAAUUAGUCUAACAUGCAAGUUGUCUAUUGUACCAUCAAUGCCACAAGCAGGUUCUCAGGAGUAGGUGUCAAUAAUUUUGACUUGUUUUCUUCCACAGGUGAUGUCUGUGAUGAGGAUGAUGAUAAUGAUUCGAUCUUUGAUGCUUUAGACAAUUGUCCAUUGGUCGCCAAUAAAAACCAGAACGAUACCGACGGUAAUACGGAAUUUUUUAGUGGAAUAUAUCCUGAACGAGAAGAUGUUUACUGUUUGAAAAGCCUUACGAAGCACUAACCAAGUUGUUUUUUUACUUCGAGUGAAUGACAUGACGUUUUAAACAAACCAGUAUUUAAGAGAGAUUCAACGUGAAAGAUGACUUAAUUUAUUGCUGUGGUAUUAAGAUAACAAUACGCUGUUAGUUUCCAUUGCAUUUUGCCGUCAUGAAUUAUGAAUGAGUUUGACUAUGUUUGAGAAGACCUAUCUGGUGCCAUCAUUAUGUUUUACAGAACAAUAUAUUUCUAUCUGAUCAUGCCCACAAUCACAAAUCUGCCCCUAAAUGUGUGUUCAUUCGCGAAAAAAAGGCGACAUAUAGUUGUGCAUAUAGCCUGUGCCUGAUAUUAGCAACUAUAUAAGCUUUUUAUUCUUCAGGCUCUGGGAUCGGCGAUGUGUGUAAAGGAGACUGGGACGGAGACGGAGUCCCGGAUAAGUAUGACGCAAGCAAGAGCAACAAUAAGAUAACAUUCACUGACUUCAGGAAACUUCAGAAUAUACAACUUGAUACAAGUAAGGGUGUCGAGGCUGAUCCUGUUUGGAUUGUAAAGAAGAAGGUAAUCCAAUCUUGAUCCAUCAAAAAUCCUAAUCUUCCACUGACAAAUCCUAGUCGAUAAAUCCUAGUCCUCCUCAUUCAUCCUCAAUUUCUAUUAUUCUUAUUUUUCAAAUACUUUUAACAAUUUUAGGGAACCGAGGUGAAGCAGACUGCUAACAGUGAUCCUGGAAUUGCCGUGGGUAUGAAAUUGAUAAUUUCUGUAAUAUGUAAUAUACUGAUCGAGUGUUUCCAAUUGACUCUUCCAAACAUCGCAGGUUAGAUCUCACAGAACUAUCCAGUAUAAAUAAAGUUAGUUUAGUUUAGGUUUCCUCCUGUAGUAACACUGGAUCAAUAAGAGAUGAUCCUUACUAGACCUCUAGGAAGAACAGUUGAACUGAUAGAGCUAUCCAUUAUGAAUGAAGUUAGUUUAAUUUAGGUUUCCUCCUGUAGUAACACUGGAUCAAUAAAAGAUUAUCAUCACAGGACCUCAAGGGAGAACAGUUUAGAACUGAUAGAGCUAUCCAGUAUAAAUAAAGUUAGUUUAGUUUAGGUAAUUUCUUUCUGUAGUAACAUUGGCUCAAUAAGACACAGUUCUUCCUAGAGGCCCAGAAAGGAUCAUUUAAAACUGAUAGAGAUACCAAUUAUAAAUAGUUGAUUUCGUUUAAUUUUAGUUGUAUUAAAACAUGCAUGAAACGAAUUAAUCGAUAAUCACGAACUUACUCUAAAAAUGUUCUCGAUAUCAAGGAAAUGACAGAUUUGGUGGAGUAGAUUUCAAUGGUACGAUGUACGUGGACGCGAAAUACGACGACGAUUUUAUUGGCUUUGUGUUCAGUUACCAAGACAGCUCUUCUUUUUAUGCCGUCACUUGGAAAAAAACUGAGCAAGUCUACUGGAUCGAGAAUCCUUUUAGAGCCGUUGGUAUUUCUGGGCUGCAACUGAAGGUAAAGAGAAAAAUAAUGUUUUAAAAUUUGGGGAUUCAUUGUAGAACUGAAUUUCGAUAUGUUGUUUUAGAAAGUUCAAUCAUUUUCGGGUCCAGGUCACCGCUUGCGCAACGCUCUCUGGCACAGCCGAAGCACGCCGAAUGAGGUAAUGUUUCCUUAUGUUAACUAAACUAAACUAGGAUUGGAAAGUACCCAUACAAUUCCUGUGUCAAACUCGAAUCAUUGCCAUAGAAUUCCUGUGUCAAACUCGAAGCAUUCUUCCGACAUUAUAAUCAGACAACUGAAUUUUACUAAUCAGAUUGUCCUGCAUAUAGCAUCAACGGCAUGGAAUGGCUAACUAUUGUUUCUUUAACCAGAUUGAGUUGUUGUGGUCUGACAUCAGACAGGCUGGUUGGGAGGCACACGUUCGAUAUCACUGGCAGUUAAUGCAUCGGCCUCAACAUGGCUUGAUUAGGUCAGUGUGGCUACAAAAUUAUUUUACCAUUCAUCUGCCCCACAGAGAUUCAGAGCAUCUCGGGUUUAUGUAUUGUAAGCAGAUGGUGGUCAAACUGCAGUUAUCAGAAGUCAUUUUUUUCUUGCUCUAGAGGGCUCGAAAUAGCGGGCUGUCAAUGGCCAAAAGCAGGCCAUAUUUUAGAAAUGGCAAGCGGAAACAAAUUUGAACUGCCAAAGUAAAAAAAAAUGGCAGGUGAAAUUCUAUAGAUAUAUUUCAUUUCAUUUGCUCACCACAACUCGUAUAUACUAGAUCAUUUAGGUGACUAAGUACGUUUAUAUUUGAAAUGUAAAUCCAAGUUUACUGUAGUAAAAUAGACAAGUUUAAAAACAAUAAAAAUGCGUAUCAUGAAAACAUUGAUUUUUACAAUAUGAUUCAUAUGGGUGACAUCGCCAUUUUUGCAGUUCAAUGAAUAAAGACUGCCAUAUUUGUUCUCUACUUCGAGCCCUGUUGCUCUACAAGUUUCAAUAUUAUUAUUAUAUUAUACUAAAGUUGAGUAGUUGACCACCAUCUGCUGUCUUGCAAGGACUCUCUGAAACCAUCAAGAUAGAAAUAAGAGAAGCCAAUGACUUUCAUGUAGGUUAUCGCGUCGGAGAAUUUACGCUAAGCAGAAGAUGGAGGCAUACGUUUUUUAGGUGUUGUUUUCUAUUCAAAUUUAUUCUUUCUUUCUCAGGCUAAAGUUUUACAAAGGUAGACGAGAGUUUGCAGACACAGGAUAUAUUCACGACAACACUUUUGCCGGAGGCAGGAUGGGUCUGUAUGUAUUUUCUCAAGCUCAGGUGGUAUGGACUGACUUGUCUUAUCGAGCUAAUGGUAUGUGAUAUACUCUACUGAAUUUAUGUGUGAGAGCUUGGGUUUCUCUUAUAAUAAUAGUUUAGAACUGAUGGUAAUGGAGCUAUCCAGUAUAAAUAAAGUUAGUUUAGUUUAGGUUUCCUCCUGUAGUAACACUGGAUCAAUAAGAGAUGAUCCUUACUGGACCUCUAGGAAGAACAGUUUAGGACUGAUAGAGCAUCCAGUAUAAAUAAAGUUAGAUUAGUUUAGGUUUCCUCUUGUAGUAACACUGGAUCAAUAAGAGAUGAUACUUACUGGACCUCUAGGAAGAACAGUUUAAAACUGAUAUGAUAGAGCUAUCCAGUAUAAAUAAUGUUAGUUUAGUUUAGGUUUCUUCCGAUCCUGUAUAACACUGGAUCAAUAAGAGAUGACUCUCACUGGACUUCCAGGAAGAACAAUUUAGAACUUAUAGAGCUAUCCAGUAUAAAUAAAGUUAGUUUUUUAUUUUAGGUUUCCUCCUGUAGUACCACUGGAUCAAUAAGGGCUUUUAUUGGCCUUUGGAGAGAAUAAUUUAGAACUGAUAGAGCUAUCCAGUAUAAAUAAAGAUAGGUUUACGUUUAUGUCUAUUUUUUACAGAUGAACUUCCUGAAGACUACGACAACACUAUAAACAUAAGCUGA
Paramuricea clavata is the source of this 13040-nucleotide messenger RNA. Lineage: Eukaryota; Metazoa; Cnidaria; Anthozoa; Malacalcyonacea; Plexauridae. The record is from the annotation of a GenBank genome assembly.